Schistocerca americana (American grasshopper) is the source of this 811-nucleotide messenger RNA. RefSeq names its product centromere protein S-like. The record is from RefSeq and is a predicted model, not a curated record. NCBI's taxonomy places the organism in Eukaryota, Metazoa, Arthropoda, Insecta, Orthoptera, Acrididae. Bases 110 to 430 code for a protein of 106 amino acids. Gene Ontology annotation, cellular component: FANCM-MHF complex; Fanconi anaemia nuclear complex. The transcript is spliced from 4 exons. Gene Ontology annotation, biological process: resolution of meiotic recombination intermediates; replication fork processing. Gene Ontology annotation, molecular function: protein heterodimerization activity; chromatin binding.
UUAGACCAGCCGUAUGUAUCUUACUGUGAUGAUCUUUGCAGAUGUUUAGCGGAAGUGGCAAACAGCGGUAAUUUGGAUUUGGACUUUGGAGUAUUGUUGAGUUGCUAUAAUGUCAGGUGGGAUGUGUGCUCUUAAGAAAGAAGAAAUACUGAAGAUUAUCCUAUUCCAAGAGGUGGACAGAGUUGUUACAGAGACGUCGAAGGAGAUUGGUGUAACAUGUUCAUCUGAGGUUGUGAAUGUAUUUGCAGAAAUGGCUUGGAAGAAAGCUCGUUCAAUUGCUGAAGAUUUGGAAUUGUUUGCAAAACAUGCCAAACGGAGUAUGGUAUCUUCAGAUGAUGUGAAGCUUGUUGUGCGGAGAAACCCUUCCUUGAGCCAGCAGGAGCCUCCCAGCAGAGACAUCAGGAGACUCUUCAUAUACCUACAACAGUAAAAGAGAGGAAGACGUACUCCACAGCUUCAAAUAUAAUUGAUGUUCAGUCAAAUAAUAGUGGUUAAGAGACCGAGAUGUUGGACCAAAGAAAUGUCAUCUUCUUACCCAAUUACUUGAAGGAAAACAGCAGAGAGAGAGAGAGAGAGAGAGAGAGAGAGAGAGAUGACAAGAAAAGAACAAAGCAUAGAAUUAAUUUGUCGGUUCCGGUGGAAUGGGAACACUCUUAGACAGCAGAAUAAGCUGUGGACAUUAUGUGAACAACCACACAGGUGGGAUUGGAAAACACUUCAGCUCAACAUGUAUCACCUACAUCUUUGCUGAUUACCUUCUCAGUUAUCUUACAGUGGAAAUGCAAUGGCUACUAUCUCCAUGUGUGAGAAA